UAAUGAUUUGACGUUAUUAUGUCGCUAGUAAAAUGAUGAGCUUAGUGGCCGGUUGGUUGAUUUUCGUCAUUUUUCAUGGUUUAUCGCAUUUAAUUGUCGGAUAUGGAUUGGGAGGGUGUCCCAGGAUCGGGUAUAUGCCCGACUUCAAUUUGAGCCUUUUUACAGGUCACUGGUACGAAAUCGAAAGAUCAUUUUACCUAAUGGAACUAAUCUCGAGCUGCGUUAGCGUUGACCUCGAGACAAACCGAAAGGGCAAUUUAAACGUGUAUGUCAACUCAAAAAGCAGGGUAUCUGGUAUAUUUUCCAUAAGCCAAGGUGUGGCCACCCCAACCAAAAAAGACCCCAGCCUCUUACUCUAUAAAGUGAGCAGCAAAUUACCGAAGUUAAUUACGAAAUACCUUCCGGGAGCAGGAUAUUAUCAGAUCGUCCAUACCGACUAUAAGACUUACGCCAUUUUGUACUCCUGCUCGAAUUUUUACUUGUUUCAUACAGAUCUUGUAUGGGUUUGGGCCCGAAAGAAGGAAAUCGAAGCGGAAACUCGUUUGGAUAUCUACAAAAUUUUAAGUAAGAACCAUAUUGAUCCAGAGAGACUUACCUUGCCAAAGAAUAAAAAUUGUACUGAUGAUUAUUAAAAUAUAUAAAAUAUUAUGUU
Molecule: messenger RNA, 652 nt
Organism: Anthonomus grandis grandis
Lineage: Eukaryota; Metazoa; Arthropoda; Insecta; Coleoptera; Curculionidae
Product: apolipoprotein D-like
Exons: 4
Coding region: 33-632 (199 amino acids)
Molecular function (GO): pigment binding
Source: RefSeq, a predicted model, not a curated record